AUGCCACCACUUCCGCCACCGCCAUCCCACCAACACCAACGAAGCAAAAUCCCUCUCCUUCCACCCAUUUUAGCCGCCACAAUAGCCUUGGCGUUUUUCUUAUUCUCUGCCAUUAUAUAUCGGAAAAUUUCCCGCAGAAGGACGGCACCAGCGGAUCUGAAGCAUCAACUGUCCCCGCGCCGCUUUUCCUAUUCUGUACUCCGCAGCGCCACCAAUUCAUUCAACCCUUCCAACCGCCUCGGACAGGGGGGAUUCGGGUCAGUUUUUAAAGGGAUUCUACCAUCUGGGCUGGAGAUCGCGGUGAAGCUCAUGAGUGAGGCUUCCUCCGGCACUUUCCAAGGUGAGAGAGAGUUCCAGAACGAACUCUCCCUUGCAUCCAGUAUAGACACUACGUGCUGCCCUCACGUCGUAUCUGUACUCGGGUUCUCCUCCUCGGACGGGUAUAAUGAUAACAAAAGUUGCUAUUAUGGUUGCCGGAGGAAGCGAAGAGGAAGACGAUUACUACUUGUUUAUGAGUACAUGCAAAAUGGUAGCUUACAGGAUGCCUUGUUAGAUAGAAAGUGCUCAGAGUUAACGCACUGGAAAAUGAGGUUCGCUAUUAUAAUGUCAAUAGCAAAAGGUCUUGAUUAUUUGCAUAACACUUGUGAUCCGCAUAUUGUUCACGGUGAUGUUAAGCCUUCAAACAUAUUGUUGGAUUCUAAUUUUAAUGCAAAGAUUGCUGAUUUCGGAUUAGCCCAGGUUUUGACUGGAGAGGAAGAGAUUGUUGAGGAGGAUGAGAAAAUUGAGAAGAAGGGGGAGGAUUAUGGGUCGAUAAUGGAGGAGAAUGAGAGCGUUAUGACAGAUGGUGCGGUGGUUGUGAAUGUGGAUCAAUCUCCAGAGAGUUAUUGUUUGAGGAUAUUGGAUGGGGAGGGGGGAGCCGUGGAUGCAUCACCAUCUGAGUGCCUGGAUAAGACUAGUGUUUCAGAGGGGCUUUUUGAUAGAAUUAGUGUUGAAAGUGGGAACAGAAAGGGGGGUGGUGGAAGGAGGAAGAGUGAGUCUGGGCGGGAUUGGUGGUGGAAGCAGGAUAUUGUUGGCGGAUUGUCGGAUUCGGGGAGGAUCAAGGACUAUGUAAUGGAGUGGAUUGGGAGUGAGAUCAAGAAAGAAAGACCUAAGAAGGAAUGGAUCACAACUACUAGCUCGGUGGAAGAUGGUCCUAAAAUGGAGCAAAAGAAGCACAAGAAGAAAUUGGAUUGGUGGACAUCACUGGAUGAGGAGAAGAAGUCUAGGAAACCUAGAGAAUGGUGGAAGGAGGAGUUCUGUGAGGAAUUGGCAAAGAAAAAGAAGAAAAGGGGGCUUAAAUCGGAUAAUGAAGGGGAAUUGUGGUGGCAAAGGGACGAGGAUGUGGUGCCAGAGAAGAAGAGAAGGAAGAGCAAGGGUAGCAGAAGCAGCAUUGAUCGGUGGCUGGAUGGUUUUAGUGGGGAGUUUCGAAUUGGUAGAAGAAAUAGUCAAGAUUGGGCUAGUGGAGAUAUCCCCAAGAGUGGAGGCAUUAGUAGUACUCCAAGUAUGAGAGGAACUGUUUGUUACAUUGCUCCUGAGUAUGGUGGUGGGGGUCAGGUGUCUGCAAAGUGUGAUGUGUACAGCUUUGGUGUUCUAUUAUUAGUUUUGGUUUCAGGGCGACGGCCGCUACAGGUAACAGCCUCGCCAAUGUCAGAAUUUGAAAGGGCUAAUCUAAUUUCAUGGGCUCGGCAAAUGGCUAUCAAUGGGAAGCUAUUGGAUCUUGUUGACGCAAACAUCCAGUCGUUGAACCGAGAACAAGCAUUACUCUGCAUCACUAUUGCACUCCUCUGUUUGCAAAGAUCACCUAACAAGCGCCCUGACAUGAAAGAAAUUGUGGAAAUGCUUUCUGGUGAGUCCGAGCCACCCCACUUGCCCUUUGAGUUUUCCCCUUCACCGCCAUCCAAUUUUCCUUUCAAGUCAAGGAAAAAGCCUCAAUGA
Molecule: messenger RNA, 1974 nt
Organism: Fraxinus pennsylvanica
Lineage: Eukaryota; Viridiplantae; Streptophyta; Magnoliopsida; Lamiales; Oleaceae
Source: the annotation of a GenBank genome assembly